Molecule: messenger RNA, 2044 nt
Organism: Pungitius pungitius (ninespine stickleback)
Lineage: Eukaryota; Metazoa; Chordata; Actinopteri; Perciformes; Gasterosteidae
Gene: slc25a44a
Product: solute carrier family 25 member 44a
Exons: 4
Coding region: 383-1336 (317 amino acids)
Biological process (GO): transmembrane transport; branched-chain amino acid transport; branched-chain amino acid catabolic process
Cellular component (GO): mitochondrion
Molecular function (GO): branched-chain amino acid transmembrane transporter activity
Source: RefSeq, a predicted model, not a curated record
UCAUCGUGCCGUCAAUGCAUCACCGCCACAGUUAAGCAACGCGCUAACUUGCUAACGUAAAGUAGCCCGCGCUAACCUCUGACCGCUGCAGGUAACACCAAGAGCCAACUUUAAGACGUUCUUUCUGUUUUUGAAUCAAGUUAAAGUUUGUUUUUAUGUAACGAUAACAAGCCACUGCAGUGGAAACACCCACCAUUGACCUUUCACCUUUGAUAGUUUGCUCGGAGCGGAUAAUGUGCGGAAGAGGCCGUGAGAGUUUGACAACAAAGCAGCUUCCAGGAAGGUGAACCCGAGCUACAUGACCCGCCUAACAAGUCCGAUGGCAGUUGGAGGCCCGAUGACUGUAGAUCCCGGGCUUUAGGGGUGCAGCACCGAUCUCACCAUGCAGCAGAAAGGUGCGAUCAAAAUUAUCGAAUGGGAGGACCUGGACAAGAGGAAGUUCUACUCGCUGGGCGUGUUCAUGACCUUGACCACCAGGGCCACCGUCUACCCGGCCAGCCUGGUGCGCACCCGGCUGCAGGUGCAGAAGGGCAAGGCCCUCUACACCGGCACCUUCGAUGCUUUCUGCAAGAUCCUGCGUGCAGAGGGCGUGCGAGGCCUCUACCGCGGCUUCAUGGUCAACACCUUCACCCUGAUCUCAGGACAGGCUUACAUCACCACCUAUGAGCUGGUGCGCAGGCACGUGAGCCAGUACUCGCCCAGCAACACGGUGAAGUCGGUGGUGGCCGGAGGGGCGGCUUCCCUGGUGGCCCAGACCAUCACCGUGCCGAUAGACGUGGUGUCCCAGCACCUGAUGCUGCAGGGACAGGGGGAGCACCUGGCGCGUUUCAAGGCCAAACCCAAAGUGAUGCUCGCAACGACACAGCGCAGGCUGAUCUUCGGGCAAACGCGCGACAUCACGGUGCAGAUAUUGGCCGCCGAUGGCUUCAAGGGGUUUUACAGGGGCUACGUGGCAUCGCUUCUCACGUACAUCCCCAACAGCGCUCUGUGGUGGCCGUUUUAUCAUUUUUACUCGGAGCAACUGUCGUCGAUGGCGCCGAGCGAGUGUCCCCAUCUACUUCUGCAGGCUUUGGCAGGACCAAUGGCGGCGGCCACUGCCUCCACCAUCACCAACCCCAUGGAUGUGGUCCGUGCAAGAGUGCAGGUGGAGGGACGCUCGUCCGUCAGCGAGACCUUCAAGCAGCUGCUGGCCGAGGAGGGCGUCUGGGCGAUGACCAAGGGUUUGUCCGCCCGCAUCAUUUCCUCCCUGCCCACGUCGGUCCUCAUCGUGGUGGGAUACGAGACCCUGAAGAGACUGAGUCUGCGGGCGGAUCUAGUCGAGUCCAGACACUGGUGAUGGACCAGAAGAGGAGGAGGAGGAGGAGGAGGAGGGGGAGGGGGGGGGGCAGGAGCGCCUCGUACCGGGCUUCACCUCCUCAGCGCUGAGCAGGACCUUUUCAUGCAGGAGAUAAGGACCCAGAUGUGGGUCCAGCUGCUUUCCACACACACACACCGUUUGCACACCUGUGGUGCGUCAGGUGAGGCUGGUGGCCGUAGAGGAAAAGAUGGGGGGAGCAACAGGUGUUAUCAUCCUGUCUCCUUUAGUUUCUACUAACCUUUUUCUGCUUUUGCAAUCUAAAAAACAUCUUACUAAAUUGUUAAAUCUGCUUCUUGAAUAAUGGUAACUUGUUUAUUUUAAAAUUAUUGUCACAUGCACUGUAUAUUUUAUCAAUAUGGAAUGACUGCACCAGUUUGAGGCCCCUUUUCAUAGAGCCAAAGUUUAUGAUCAAUUCAUUCAGCUAUUUGAUUUCAUAAAUACUUACUCCAGAGAAAAUAACAGGAGAAUCUAUGAGAAGGUCCGAUGACUUUUCAAUGUGCAAAGUCUAGGGACUCCGAUGCCGUCUUUGCCCUUUGGAGCAUAUUAGCAACUUGGCAUCUACGAGCUUCGGCAGAGGUGUGAAACAUCUGCUCAGAAUCUCCUCAGUUAAAUUAAGUAGAAUUAUUUUUUUAAUGAUUCUAUACUGUUUCUUCAAAAUGUAAACAAAAAUAAUUUUGUUUUAAUAUC